Cylicocyclus nassatus is the source of this 1131-nucleotide messenger RNA. Lineage: Eukaryota; Metazoa; Nematoda; Chromadorea; Rhabditida; Strongylidae. The record is from the annotation of a GenBank genome assembly.
AUGGAUCUUCGACGCAGAAUACUUGCGCUUUGUGCAAAUGUUCUGGGUGAAGAUUGGGCGAAUGUAAAAGCGCGCAAUGUCAACGUCGUGCGAAUGCGAGGCCUAACAAACCUUGUUUACAUCGUUUCUCGUGAAAGGCUGUCGCCGGAAGAUAAAAAUGAUGCCGUGGUGCUUCGAAUACAGUCUCAAACAGAUUACGAGAAAUUGAUCAAUGAGCUAGUGGUUCUCAUGACUUUGGCAGAGAGUGGUCUUGGACCAAAGCUGCUUGGCGUUUUUCCUGGCGGGCGAUUUGAGCAGUACAUACCGAGCAGACAUCUCCAGCAUCAUGAAGUGACAGACUCAAGAAAUUGUGUUCUGCUAGCCCGUCUCCUCCCACGAUUCCACUCAGCCACCGUACCUGUAUCCAAACAGCCUAGCCUACUCCACAUGAUGCGUGAAUGGUUAGCGCUCUUCGGGAAGCAAGGCACUUCUUCAAUCCAGAUGGAGACUACGUCGUUCCAGUUGCCUGCCAACACGUUCCCAUCUACACUUUCCCUCGAUGACAUUGCUCGGGAAAUCGAUCUCGUGGAAGAAUUUCUUUCCACCUCCACCUCUCCCAUCGUCUUUUGCCACAAUGAUCUAACGUCUGGAAAUCUUCUGCUGAGCUCGCAUUCUGCCAACGAUCCGAAGUUUUCCAUAGAUGACGAUGCUGCACCAACGCUCGCUGAUAUUGCGGCGAACAGGACCACUAGCAGAGAUGUCUCGUUAAGUCUGGUAGAUUUUGAAUUUAGUGGCUACAACUAUAGGGGGUUUGACUUAGCAAACUACUUCUGCGCUGCAGCUAUUGAGCACAUCCGUCAUGAUUUUCCGCACUAUCACAUCAACGUUGGCAAGCUGCAAGAUCAUCACGUUAUGUUGAAGUUUUGCAAGGAGUAUGUAACUAGAGCCAAAGAGCUCAACAUCAGUAUUAAGUCAGAAAACAAUCUACUUUGGGAAAUUGAGCAGUUCAUGCCUGUCGUACAUCUUUUCUGGGCAAUCUUCAACCUAUACUGCGAAAAGGAUACACUUGCAAUAAUGGAUUGUGCGGCGUAUGCACGCGACCGCCUUGCACUCUUUUACCACAGUCGAGAAGCGCUUGAAGCGGCUCACUGA